CGAGAUAUAACAGCAGCAGCAAAAGAAAAAAUUAAAUCACGGAAUUAUAAAGAUUUUUGAAAAAAGAAAACAUUGUAGUGAUUUAAGAAUAAGAAAUGAAAUAAAAAAAAACUUUUCACGAAAGGAUAUAAUACACACAUAUAAUAAGAAAUGAUACUGUAUAAGUGGAAAUAGUGGAAAAUGUGAACAAAAAAAAACUAAGAUUUAAUGACAAGAGAUUUUAUACAAAUAAAUUCAAGAAUAAAAAUAAUUCACUUAAUUUGAAUAAACGCCGAAGUUUUUGAAAAGCCUUAACAAAAUGUACCACCUACUUGUGUCAGCUGUUUUAAUAAUCAGCUGUUGUACUCCCAGCCUUGGCCGUUAUUUGGGCCAUACACCGUAUAGACCCCAGCCAUAUAAUCCUUAUCGUAAUUAUCAUUACCCCUCGCCAAUUGGUUAUCCAUAUCACAUGCCAACAAGUUAUUAUCCUGCUGGAACUUAUUUCGAUCAACGUCGUGGAAUUUUACGACCCUUCCCCGGUGGUGGGGUGCCAAUUAUUGUGGAUUAUCACAAACGCUGUACGGGUAACUAUGUCGGUUUGAAGCCACAUCCAGAGGAAGGCCAAUACUAUUAUGUUUGUAAGCAGGAUUGUGUGAUAUUUGGACGAUGUCAGAAAUAUCAGAAAUUCAAUACGACCUGCGGCCAAUGUGUACAGCAAACGCCCACCGAAUAUGAACCUAAGUGUACCGCCGAAGGACGCUUUCCCAUUCACUACGAUUGCCAUCUUUAUUACAAAUGUGAUAAAUCCAUGCAGCCACAAGUCUACUCCUGCCCUCACAACAUGAUAUUCUCCCAGCAGACCAGUAAAUGUAUUCCUGGUAAUCGGUGUAUUCCCACCCAGAUUGUUAGCGAUGAUGAUAGUGUGCCGGAAUACUGUGAAAAUAAAUAUCCGGCAUGUCAACAGAACGGAGUAUUUCGAUCGCCCUCCGAUUGUUCGCUCUACUAUACGUGUGAGCUGCAAGAGAAUCGGGUGUUUUAUCAAACAAGAUUUAAAUGUCCCGGUGAUACAUUCUAUGACCUACAAAACAAUGCCUGCUUGCCCAGGGAACAAGUGCCAUGUGACUGUAUUACCCUGGCGGAAUUGGUAUAUCCCCCAAGCUAUAUGCAACCAUAUCCUCCCCUUAUACAGCCCUAUCCCAUAGUUCAUGACAGUGAAUUUGAUUUGGAUUCCCUUGAAGAAAUUGAACAUGCCACAGAAUCUUCUUCUGAGGAGGACGAUGAAGAGGGGGAGGAGUUGGAAGAAGUAGAUGACUCACAUGAAGAAUUUGAUGAUCCAUAUAAUUCCGAAUCUAGUUCAAGUGAGGAAGAUGCUAGUGAAGACAAAAAAGGUCAAUUGGCAAAAGAAAGAACUACAACAACAACAGUAUUUCCGGUUGCGACAACUUUACCCACAACAGAAUCUUCUGCAGAAACAACUACAGAAACUUCCGAAGAACAAUCUACUGAAACCACUACAGAAUUUGCAACAGAAACUCCAGCUGCUUUUACAGAAUCACCUACGGAAGGCCCUACAGAAGCAGCCACGGAAACUACCACAGAAGCAGUUACAGAAGUUCCUGUAGAAGCAAUUUCAGAAGUUCUUCCAGAAGUCACUACGGAAGCUGUAGUGUCAACUCAAAUUCCAGAAAGCACUACAGAGGCAGUAGUCUCAACAGCAGUGGCAGCAGAUCCUACAGUUGCUCCUGUAGUUUCAACAGUAUCUCCUUCCCCUACAGAUGAUGAUGAGAACGAUGACAUCGAUAUUUUGGGUAGUGAUGUUGAUUUCGGUGAUCGCUUUGUCUUGCAGGACGAUAAAAUCUGGGAUAAUGAUGGUCCGGGUAAAACAAUAUUCCUUAAACUAAAUCCAGAUCCGGAAUCUGAAGAGCAAACAAAAGACAAUGAACACGAUUCAACGGAAAGUCCAUCUGAUCAGGGCACUUUAACUACUGAACCAGAAUCUGAAGAGACCACAACUGAACCAAGCCAAGAUGACAAUGAUGAUGAAGAUGAUGAUACAGGCGAGGGCAACAAUAAUGAAACAGGAACGGAGGGAUCGAAUCAGGAUACAGAUGAAACCAACAAUGAAGCAGGUGGAGAUGGUAAUGAAUCGGGAAAUGACAAUCAUGAAUCAGAGGAAGAUGGACAGGGAUCGGGAGAGGGAAAUAAAGAAUCGGGAGAGGGUAGCAAUGAAGCAGGGGAGAAUGCAACAGAGGAACCAGAUGUGUCACAUACAAGUGAUGACACUACUGUAGCGCCUACAACAGCUAUUGGUGCAACAAACCAAGCUGCGGAUGACGGAGACACUGAAACCGAACCCUGUGAUGAAAUAGUAACAGUCAAACCACCGCCAUGUGAAACAGAAAAGGCCAACAUGCCGCGCUUAGAAAUAUUUGUGGAGCGGCCGAUGGAUGUGCGCUUUGUCAUAUGCCCGAAGUCAUGCACGAAGGAUCAUAAACAUAAUUAUGAUGAACAAGACAAUCGUGCUGUCCAUUUAAAAUGGUAUCCCAAUAGAUCGAAUCAAUCCAUGACUCUUGAAACUUCAAACCGAUUGAAAAUCGAUGGUUAAGUUGUUUAAUUAGUUUAAUGUUAAUCUAGUGAUGUUAGAUAUUAAUUAAUAGUAUUAAUUACUUUAAGGUAACGAAACGAAACAAACAAAAAAACU
Molecule: messenger RNA, 2680 nt
Organism: Musca domestica (house fly)
Lineage: Eukaryota; Metazoa; Arthropoda; Insecta; Diptera; Muscidae
Gene: Mur2B
Exons: 7
Coding region: 299-2584 (761 amino acids)
Cellular component (GO): extracellular region
Molecular function (GO): chitin binding
Source: RefSeq, a predicted model, not a curated record